CUAAAAUCGAGUUGAUUUUGUGUAAAAUAUUCAAAGGUGGUGGCACUGGACAUGUGCAGCUCCGUACUCUGGACCAUUGUGUUGAAAAACUGAUUAUUGAGUGGCAACGAAUAAUUUAGUGUUAUUGUAUGGUAAUCAAAAUUUCGAAUAAUAUUAUUUUUCUAUAGAUUUCUUCGACUUUAUUGCUAAUGUGUUAAAAUUGAGGGAGAAAAUGUGUUUUAUUGGAUACACACGGGACAUUAUGUGACUGUCCAUAUUUUUGCUGUGUUCAGUGGUUGGUUUUCUAUUUUGGACUGAAUUUGGGGCUAAAUUUAUAACGGGAUAUUGUACUUUUGAGAUGAAUUACAUUCGAGAGAAGGCGUAGAAAUUGCAUAUAUGGAUUCGAGGAUAGUGAAGAAGCAUCGCAUAAAAGUAGUACCGACAUACUCGUACCAGUCUUACAGCGUUUUGGAAUAAUCCAAAAUAACUGCUAACGAUAUCGAACAAUGUGCUCCGUCAAGCGCCGUCCACCGCAACUGAAAUCUGAUUCGAAUACUAGCACGAGCCCCCGGGUAGUGAAGCCACAGAUUAAAAAGAAUUCCAAUUUGACGAAUCAAAAUAAAAAAAAGAAAAACGACGAGCUUACAAACAUUACAGUUACUCCGAACCUGUGUUCUUCGGAAUUCGAAAUUUAAGGACAAUCUAACUUUUUUAACUGACCACAGUUUCUCCCGUUGAAAUCUGGGAGUUUUAGAUCUUUUUUUUCUGAACAAAAGCUUUAACUAGUGUUUUUGGACGAAGAUUCUAAAUAAAAAAAAAUAGUUGCCUUCUAAUCGUAGUACGUAGUGUCUAUACCUUCGUUGGUCCAACAACUUUGAUGUAUAAAUUUAAUAUAGUUCUCAGUGAAUAAUGUAUUGAUGUGUGAAAUUAUACGAUUAUUUUAGAGAAGUGAUAUAUUGAAUACGAUUAUAAAGGGUACAUAGCAAUGGAGAAGUCUGAGGUAGAAAAUAUCUGCCUUGAAGAUGGACCGCUUAGUAGGAGUCGGAGUUUCAAAACAAAGCAGCUGGUGCGUAGUCAGGCAAUACGCGAGUCUCAGUCGCCGCCGCACACUUCGCCGGCGCACGCGGCGCAAGCUCGCGCUGGUCGCCGCGCGCCCUGCGCCAGCGGGGACGCCAGCGACGCCUCCAGCCCCGCCAGCGACCUCGGCAGGGACGACGAUAGGAAGAAACAUGUUGAGAUACAGAUAAGUGGGGGUGGGUGGGAGUGCGAGCAGCUGGAGCAGCGACAGCGCGCGCAGCUGUGGCCGGGCCGUGCGCCCGACCUGCUCUCAUACAACCCGCGCGUUGCCUGCGUCUGCGGCGCUUGCGCAGCCUGCCCGCACUGCAAAGGGCGACGACGGAAACCGGUGUGCCCGAAGCAGGACUCCGGCAUCGUCUGUUCUGAUGAGUGCCCGGACUGUUCAGAUUCGGAGCAAACAGGUAGUCCCAAGGAGGUUCAGAAGAAAUCUGUUAGUCUCGAGGCAGACGAUACUUAUUAUUGCAGGUGUCCAGAGAGAAAAGAGAAACCUAGGACUAUUAUAUUAAAUAGAACUGAUUCUGAUGAUAAAUUGGAGCCCACCGGUCCCGAGUUGGUGGACUUCAUCAAGGAGACGUUGAACAAGAACUCUCGGGACCGACUGACGCUGCUCAAGAUUGAGAAGGAGCUGCAUAAUCUGGUCAAUGAUACGGGACGUUGCAUAGUACGGUUUCCGGUGAUGACGUCAUACGGUCGCAUGUUGGUGCACCGCUGCGCCGCGCUCUUCCAGCUGUCGCACCACAUCGACCAGAAUAACAAGACCUGCGUCAUGGUCUCCAAGACUGGUACCAGUGGCGGCCGCAUCCCGUGCACCAGUUUCAAGGAGUGGUGCACCACUGUGUUCCCCGCCAGCCCACAACACCGCCGUGACGAUACACUCGCCAAGUCGAUAUUGAAGCGUUCUUCCGCUGCGGGUGAGGAAGCAUGCGGCGCGGCGGGCGGGGCGGCGCGCAGCAAGUCGCUCGAGCAGCGCGAGCGAGAGUACGAGCGCGUGCGACGACGUAUAUUCAGCUCGGACAAUUGCACACAAGACGAGACACAGUGGCCCUGGCUCUCUACGGGACCUGUCAAACUUCUGACCUCCGAAGGACGCAAUAAACUUAUUAAAGUACAAUCUUUGGAGAGUCGUGGUGGGGAACCUCCUCGUGCGGCUCGUGGUGCUGUCUCCAAGAGUCACAGCUUCGGUGGGUAUGCCGCAGAGCCGCCCAACACACGUCUGCUCAGCAAACAAGGUGACCUCGCGUCGAGCAGUUGGCGCUUGUCUCCCUCUAGUUCAGGGUACAAGACUCUCAGUUUGAGGAGCACCGACUCUGUCACCCCUUCGCCUACAGGCGGCGCGAGUCCAGAGCCGGGUGCUUUGGGCGCUUUGGGCGCUCUGGGCGUGGAGUCCGCUGAGGGCGGGACCUUGGUGUGGGCGGUGACGGACCUGUCCGCGGUGCCACCAGGCGCACUAGUCAUACAUCCACAGACGGGCCGUCCCCUGACCAAUCCUGACGGCAGCUUGUACCACUUCGACCCCGCCAACCCUCCAGUACUGCAUGAUGCCAGCGUCUUCUUACCAAAUGAUCAAUUCAAGAUCGAUCCAAACAACGAGAAGAGAAGAGGCAGGUUAGAGAAACAACACUCCUUCAUGGAUAAUGAAGGCGAGUGUCAAUCAGCGGAGGAUUGUCGCAACAAGUGUUGCUGUGAGUGCAGGCGACAGGCGGCGCAGGACACCGCCAGUAACACUAAUGAGGCACCAACACAAGAGGAGAAACCAAACUCUAUCCCUCCUAGCCCGAGUAAAAGUCGACAGGAAGAAACUAUUGAUACUGAUAAUAUACAAAUUGAUAGCAAUGAAUAUGAGCAAAACGAUAUAGUAAACAAUCAACCAACCACCGAAUACGAAAACCAAAAAGAAUUUCAACAGCCAACCGACCAAUACGAGCAACGAGAAUUUCAACAACCAACCAACCAAUACGAGCAACGAGAAUUUCAACAACCAACCAAUCAAUACGAGCAGAAAGAAUUUCAACAACCAAUCAACCAAUACGAGCAAAAAGAAUUUCAACCACGAUCAUACGAGACACAAAAAAUAUAUGAUCCCAAUGUAAAUUCUCGAAUGUUCGAUAACCAACGUUCGUACGAAAUGCCUCAAAAACAAUAUGAUCAAUACGGCUCACCCAGCCAUAGGACACCGUCACUAGAACAACAGAAAGCCUUCGAAAAUGCACAGAGAAAUGAAGCAAUCGCUCAGAGAUUGGCAAAUAAAAUGUCACAAGAUGGACAUGAGAUGGUUCAAUAUUUACAUCACCCGAACUAUAUGCAGGGAUAUCGGAAUGAUGAGGUGACGUCACCGGCGCAGGCGCAGGCGCAGGUGAUGGGCCCCGCGUACCUGCAGCAGGACAUGAGCAAUGUGCACAUGAUGCAGCACAAGCUGACCCCAGUGCCUGUGCCUCUACCCCUGCCCCUGCCAGACCACAACAUACGUCCAAUGUCGAUGUCAAAUGUUGUUUAUCCGUCGCCGAUGCCGCAAGGUUAUCCCUACGUUAAUCAAUGUCGAAUGGAGGCGCCGCUGCAGCCGGUAUACCCGCAGCUGAUGCCUCCGCUAGAGGAGCCGAAGCACUCUAACGAUAACACCUUCCGCAUCGAUCCGAGUUACCCGUAUGCGGCGGACUUUAGUGCAGCGUGCGGUGCGUGCGCAGGCGCAGGUGCCUGCGACCCCAAUAUGCAACAUCCACCUCGCGGUUACAACGUGCCGUACGGACAGGUGGAGAUGCAGCAGUAUCCGGUCGGUAACGUGCUCGUACCACAACAGAUGCCGCAUUAUCCUAUUGGUUACGGUGAGGCGGUGCCGUGGGGUGUGCAGCCAGCGCAGCCCAAGCUGCUGGUGCAGGAGGUCUACCCGCUCGUCUACCCCAAUGUAUAUCCACAGUACAAUGUGGUCUAUCCACCGGUGCUCCAGCAGCCAUAUCCGAUAUGUCAGCCGAUGUACCCAGUCAUAGAGAAGCCGAGUGAACCUCCCCGUCGCAACAGUGUUGCCAGCAACCACAGACUGUCAAAACAAACCUCCAUUGCUGGUUCCGCGCGUAACACACCUGACGAGAAACCUAAAGACUUUGAUGAUAAAAACCAACCAAAUAUACAGAACCCACAAAAUAGAGAACCAGCUCGUAAUCUAAGUCGACAGAAUUCUAAUGAAAUUGCAGUCAAAAUUCAACAAAUUAAAGAGCAAAUGUCACAACUCAAUACACGGGAAAGAGAUGAUAGGAGUUUUAGAAGAGAUGAAUGGAAGAGACGGAAUAGUGGCAGCGGCAUACUGGGCAACUAUCCUGUCAAUAACUUUAAUGGUAGAGUUAUGGGACGACCAGCGGAUGAAACUCAGUUGAGUUCAGCUGCACGCGCCAUCGUUAAUUCUAUACGCAGUAUGCAAGCCAGGAAUAAUUAUCAUCAGGACGGUCGUCGUACAUUCGACUACAGUUCUCAAUACCGCACCGAGAGACAUGAUGGCGCACAUCGCGGCCGCAGACAUGACAGAGAUGACAAGGAUAAGCCGGUCUUCAAAAAGGCUGACACCUUCGACGCUAAACCAGAUGGAGAGAGGAGAUUCGACGGCAUACCACGCAAUAGGAACUUCAAUCCACUACCGUUUCAAUACCGGCCGCCGUAUUUGCUUAGACAGAUGUCACCAGGCGCAUGGUGCAGGCGAUCACCUGGUCCGGUACAUCCAGUAUUAGGACAUCCGAGGCGGCCACAUCCAGACACGAGAAAUGGCCGACGUUAAACCAAACAAUUUAAAUUGACAAUCACAUACAAUAGAAUUAACCCAUACAUACAUAUCUUUGCCCGUACAGCGGAGUACACGACAAAUACAAAUUAUAUAUGUAUAAAAGUAUAUAAA
Papilio machaon (common yellow swallowtail) is the source of this 4933-nucleotide messenger RNA. RefSeq lists its product as uncharacterized. Gene Ontology annotation, molecular function: nucleic acid binding. NCBI's taxonomy places the organism in Eukaryota, Metazoa, Arthropoda, Insecta, Lepidoptera, Papilionidae. The transcript has 31 exons. The coding region runs from base 965 to 4816 and encodes 1283 amino acids. The record is from RefSeq and is a predicted model, not a curated record.